CGCAGCACUGGCGUAUGAGGGGAAAAUGUAUCGUCUCGGCCAACAGUCUAUCGCUCAGAUCGCCUUCGAUUUCCUAUUUUCUACUGUGCCACGGGAGCAUUUUCACUUUACUAGACAAUACAAUAAAAACUGGUCGUGUAUUGGCUGAUUUUGGAUCAAAUUUGGCUUAAAUUUGCACGAAAAUGCCAAGGACCAAGAAGAAGAAUAGCAGGGGGGGCCAGCAUGGCGCUGUGCAGCCUUUUAGUGACGAGGAUGCCUCCAUUGAGACCCUCAGUCAUUGCAGCAGCUUCAGUGAUACCACCAGUGUAGCAGAUGAAGGUGGCGAGACCAGUGAGGACACAGCCCAGGAGGAUUUUCAGUACAAGCUGAAGGGGUUCAUAGACAGCACUGUGGAUAAGAGUGCCAAGACGAGACAAGGAGCUUUGGAUGGGCUUAAGACUGCAAUGGCUACACGGAUCCUGUAUGAAUUCAUCUCAGAGAGAAGAAUGACUAUCACAGACAGCAUCGAACGUUGCCUUAAGAAAGGCAAAGGUGAGGAGCAGCGAGCAGCAGCUUCUUUAGCCUGCUUGCUGUGCAUUCAGCUGGGCUCAGGAAUUGAGAGCAAGGAGGUGUUCAAGACCCUGAAGCCAAUCUUCAAAAAUAUCCUGGCAGAUGGAACGGCCAACAUACAAGCCAGACAAGCUGUGGCGACGAGUCUGGGGCUGUGUACACUUGUUGCAGAGGAUGACAUUUUUGACGUGCAGGCUACGAUGGAAUGUUUUGAGAACCUGUUCACCCGGUCCUACGCGAGGGCGGAUGGUACCUGUCCUUCGAUCAAUCCGCAGACGAGCCAGCUCCACAUCAACGCCCUGCUGUCCUGGGCGCUGCUGCUCACAAUCUGCUCGGCCAAUCAGCUCAAAGAUAUCCUGCAUAAACACCUGUCCAAAUUGCAGAGGUUGCUGGAGAGUGAUGAUGUCAACAUGAGGAUUGGUGCUGGGGAGACCAUUGCUCUGCUCUUUGAGCUGGCCAGGGACAUUGACCCAGAGUUUGACUUUGAUGGCUGGGACGAACUGUGUGAGAAACUGAGCGCGUUAGCCACAGACUGCAACAAACACAGAGCCAAGACCGAUAAGAGGAAGCAGCGGUCUGUGUUCAGGGACGUACUCAAGGCCGUCGAGGAGGGAGAUUUCCAAACGGAGACGAUUCGCUUUGGAACAGAACGCGUGACCAUUGAUAGCUGGGUCAGGAAGAGGACCUAUGAUGCUUUCAGGGAGUUUGUGGGAUCUGGAAUGAACUACCACCUACAGGCAAAUGAAUUCAUCAGAGACGUGUUUGAGCUGGGACCACCCAUUUUGGUUGAUUCGGCUACAAUGAAGGCCAUGAAAAUUUCUCGCUUUGAAAGGCAUCUCCAUAACUCUGCGGCUUUCAAGGCUCGGACCAAGGCCAGAAGCAAGUUCAGAGACAAGAGGGUGGACGUGGGCGAGUUUUAAUACACUUCUGUUGACAUUCAUAGGUUAUUUAUUAGGUUUCCUUUCUUUUAGAUGAGCUGCCACUACUUUGUGUUGAGGUAAUCAUUUAUCUCCACUGUCUGUAUUAAAUCUUCACCUUCUGCAAAUGUAGAACAUCGUUUUAUUCCAGCAGCUGUGCUUUUUGAAAUGCGGCUACGUAUAAACGGGAUGUUUUUGGUCUCGGUCCAACAGGAAGUGUUUUCCGCAUUACGGGGUAACUAAUGCUGUGCGUCAAUAUGUUGGUGUUGUACAUAUUUCUGAAUUUUUCUCAUUGUGAUAUAUAUUCAUUGCUUUUUUUUUUUCUCCUUAAACAUUUUAAAUAAUUUAUAAUUUUGUGAUAUUUGUGUUUAAAUCUAAAAUUGUGUCUAACCCUCCAGACUUGAGUUGCACUACUUGGGUAGGUUGGUGUAUUUUUGAAGAAUCUUGAUGAUAUUGACUUUAGUUGUGGUUCCAUAUUAUUGGA
Nematolebias whitei (Rio pearlfish) is the source of this 1950-nucleotide messenger RNA. It is a transcript of the gene ifrd1, whose product is annotated as interferon-related developmental regulator 1. NCBI's taxonomy places the organism in Eukaryota, Metazoa, Chordata, Actinopteri, Cyprinodontiformes, Rivulidae. The record is from RefSeq and is a predicted model, not a curated record. Bases 183 to 1469 code for a protein of 428 amino acids. Gene Ontology annotation, cellular component: nucleus. The transcript has 12 exons.